AUGGCCAUUCUGGUCGGCAUCACAUCUGCCAUGCAUAUGUAUGCCGCUCCGACCUUCCCAAAUCAGAUCUACACGCAGGCCUACUGGUUUGCAGUCAUUGCGGCAGUCCUCUAUUUUGCCCUGGCUGGGAUACUCAUGAUAAAUUUGCUGGGUUACCUACUGGGGCACUAUCCGCAGACUUUCGUCCUCACAGAUAGCCAACGGACCCUGAUCCUGCAGACCACCAUGUUGGGCAUCUGGCUAGCCGCCGGAGCGGCCAUCUUCCAGAAGCUCAUCAGCCUCACCUUUGCUGAUGCACUGUACUUUUCUAAUGUCAAGAUCCUCACCCUUGGCUUCGGCGAUAUCACCGCCGUCGACCCAGUGGCUCGAGGAUUAUCUUCCCGUACGCUGUGA
Messenger RNA from Aspergillus chevalieri, 393 nucleotides. It is a transcript of the gene TOK1, whose product is annotated as potassium channel. The record is from RefSeq and is a predicted model, not a curated record. Bases 1 to 393 code for a protein of 130 amino acids. The transcript is spliced from 2 exons. NCBI's taxonomy places the organism in Eukaryota, Fungi, Ascomycota, Eurotiomycetes, Eurotiales, Aspergillaceae.